AUGGAUGUGGACAAUAGAAUCCAAGUUUUAGAAGACGAUACCGACGUAUUUUCGACAGUUAAUAACAUUGUAAAAAAUGGUCAACAAAAAGAAGGAUUUUAUUUAUGUGAUGUUAGUGAAAUCGUUAGAAAAUAUUCUAACUGGAAGAAAUUCUUCCCAAGGAUUCCCUUAUUCUAUGGAGUUUCUGAAACAUUUGUGGAUACGAAUUAUCCAGAUAAAUAUUUAAGUAUCGAUAAAUAUAAUUUCAUUAGACAAGAUCAUCCAACGUUCGGGGAAGGAGUAGCUAUUUAUAUAAAGUCCAUCUAUAAAUUCAAAAAGAUCCAGUGUGAUGUCAUCAAUAAUAAUAUUGAGCAAUUGUGGUUUAUGGUGAAUAUUUCUAAUUUUAAAGUGGCUAUUGGUCUAGCCUAA
This is a messenger RNA of Psylliodes chrysocephalus, 408 nucleotides long. The record is from the annotation of a GenBank genome assembly. Lineage: Eukaryota; Metazoa; Arthropoda; Insecta; Coleoptera; Chrysomelidae.